This is a messenger RNA of Oppiella nova, 796 nucleotides long. Lineage: Eukaryota; Metazoa; Arthropoda; Arachnida; Sarcoptiformes; Oppiidae. The record is from the annotation of a GenBank genome assembly.
UACAGAUUUUAAUACAGAUCAUGAUUUGUGUUAUAAUUUAAAAUAUUACGCCAACGACAUUUCACAAUUAAUUGUAUCGUAUGGCGAUAAUGAUAGUGGACUAAUGCUAACAAAACAAUACCAUGAUCAAGAUUUGAGCCAGCAACGUAUUUGUGUUUCCGAUUUAACGCCAAAGUUGGAAAAAAGUUUUACGAUAAAGUUUUGGCCAAAGUUUGCGUAUAAAGAUCGAAGGAUCGGGGUUAAUAUACCCGAAAAUGUUAGUCAAAUGUCGGAAAAGAUUGAAAAUUAUGUUGAAUAUAUUCCACGAUUUGAUGAUAUUUCAAAACCUACAUUUAAUUCACUUUUCCCCACAAGAAUUGAGCCUGAACAAAAUAAUUUCUGGACUAACCCUCCUGGCACAUCGAAAAUAGUGUUCGCUCCCAAUAACUCAUGGAAUGAUACUAUGAGUUCGUAUUUGAUUAGUAGAUGGCUAAAAAAGACAACUGACCAAGUUGUUUUGCGAUUUGACAUUGAAAGCAAUUUUAGGGAUUUCAUAAUACAAUUUAUAACCUUUGAUGAGAAAAUGAACAUGAAUAUUUCUGAAGUUAUAUUUGGCGAUCUGGUCAUGGACAAAAAUGCCAAGCAAACAAAGAUUGGUAACCAUGUGAUCCUAAACGGUAUGCAUGGAGAUGACUAUUGCAAGAGUAAAAAUAUUGGCAAAUGCUUAAUUGAUAAACAACAUAUGGAUUCGUUCAAGUGCGAUUGUAAUGGAAAACCUGGUUUAUACUGGGAUCAUGAUAAGUUCGAGUUGAUAUAA